CUGAAAACGUAGAGAAUUGCCUAUUAGAAGUGAGAACUCAAUCUCUCUCUCACUCUCUCUGUCGCGCGAACUAAAGGGAAAAUUGCAGAAACUCCAGAACUCUAGCUUCACGUCCACGAAUCCAUCGCCACACGGCACUCCUUCGCUCUGACUCCACCAUUAACAGGGAGGACAAUGGAGAUUGCGCUUUAGUCGUAGUUUCGAAAGGAGCUGUGGUCUCUGUACUUGCUGCUGCUAGCUGUUCCCCGCUGCCGGUUUGCGAAAUCUCAAACUCUUUUUUCAAGUUCGGUGCAAUGGAGGAGACGUCGUUUCUCAACAAGAUAAUGCUGAAUCUUCGUGCAACCUGCAGGUACUAUACUGGCUUCCCAAAGGAUCUUGGACCAUCAAGAGUUAUUCAUUUCACUUCAGAGCGUGAGUUUGUGCAGCUCCUCCAUCAAGGUCACCCUAUCGUGGUUGCAUUUACAAUCAAGUGUAACCUCACCAAACAUCUUGACAAAGUACUCGAGGAAGCUGCUGCAGAGUUUGAUCCACAUGUUAAAUUUAUGCGUGUAGAGUGCCCGAAGUAUCCUGGAUUUUGCAUUACACGCCAGAAGAAGGAAUAUCCCUUCAUAGAAAUAUUUCACAGCCCAGAACAGGCAGCUAAUCAAGGAAAGGCUAUUGAUCCAAAUAUCACAAAAUACUCUGUGAGAGUUUUACCAUUCAACUAUGACCUCAGUGCUUAUGGAUUCAGAGAAUUUUUUAAGCGCCAUGGCAUUCGCUCGUCUGACCCAACUUUCAACAAAUGAUUCACCAUCGACACACACUGAAUAGGAAGACAGCUGCCUCAAUAUCAAUAUAUAUCUGCAGGUUUGUAUAUGUUAUGUUAUUUUAGGGAGUAUGUUGAGAAGACUUUAAUUCAAUAUAUCAUCGAACACCAAGAAUUUAGGUAGGAGUUGAAACUAGAAGAUACUACAGGAUCUGUAUGAGGUUUUCCCAAUGAAUUCCUUCUGAAUUGGGGAGUGUAAAUUCCGACCGGUUGUCUUUCUUUGUUGGAUUUAUCCGUUAAGUUUAUUUUAUCAUGUUUGUUCGUA
Sesamum indicum (sesame) is the source of this 1070-nucleotide messenger RNA. Its product is annotated as Thioredoxin superfamily protein. Lineage: Eukaryota; Viridiplantae; Streptophyta; Magnoliopsida; Lamiales; Pedaliaceae. The record is from RefSeq and is a predicted model, not a curated record.